This is a messenger RNA of Capsaspora owczarzaki ATCC 30864, 891 nucleotides long. RefSeq lists its product as hypothetical. Gene Ontology annotation, cellular component: mitochondrial inner membrane. The transcript is spliced from 3 exons. Lineage: Eukaryota; Filasterea; Ministeriida; Capsasporidae. Gene Ontology annotation, biological process: mitochondrial respiratory chain complex IV assembly. The coding region runs from base 48 to 743 and encodes 231 amino acids. The record is from RefSeq and is a predicted model, not a curated record.
AAUUCCAACUCUCUUUCUCAGCAAUCAAUCAGCAAUCAUCCGACAACAUGCUGAACACUAGCUCGAACGACCACCUCCUCGACAGCCGCGCCAACGCCGCGUACAACUCAAUCACGCAGUCCGAGCUGCGCAACAUGCGCUCCGAGCUUGUCCGCGCCGGCGUCGUCGGCAGCGCGUGGACGGUCGCUGCAACGUCGGGUGCGAUUUUCGCACUGUCCCGACUGUCGCCUGCCAUUGCGCGGACGACCAUUCCGAGCCGCGUCUUUGUCGUCACCAUGCUGUCGACGGGCGUUGGCGUGUCGUGCGCCGAGCGACGCAUGCUCGCCUUCCGUUCUGAAUCGCGCGCUGCCAAGGCCGCCGCGCUGUCCGCCAACACGGUCAACAACCCGGUUCUGGCAAAGCGCCUGCAGGAGCACGAAAAUCUCGCCAACAUGUCCACCUGGGAGGCCGUUCGCACCAUGGACUGGAACCGCUGGCUGAUUGUCAACAAGUUUUACGUCAUUGGUGGCAUCUGGGCCGCAUCCAUGGUCGGCUCGCUUGCCCUCUCCUUCCGCAAUCCGAACAUCAAGCCAUCGCAAAAGCUCAUUCACGCUCGUGUCUACGCCCAAGGAUUGACUGUGGCUGCUGUGGUUGCCUCGGCAGCAGUUGCACCAUUCGACCACAAGGGCGAUCAGGAGGAGAAGGACGCAAUGGAUCUUCUCCGCUACGAGGCCAUGGGUGAGCCCUCUGCAGCAAAGCAAUAGUGCCCGAAGGUGCGGUUGCUGCGCAUUUCUGUAAAGUCUGUGACAUGCCAAGCAUUCAGCGGCCAUAUCGUGUUUGGUUGUCAAUCAUCAUUGUUUUAGUACAAGUGUAAUUUUUGGUCAUGGACAAAUCGUGAGUUUGAAAUUUGGG